Molecule: messenger RNA, 3919 nt
Organism: Scleropages formosus (Asian bonytongue)
Lineage: Eukaryota; Metazoa; Chordata; Actinopteri; Osteoglossiformes; Osteoglossidae
Gene: phf2
Product: PHD finger protein 2
Exons: 22
Coding region: 618-3827 (1069 amino acids)
Source: RefSeq, a predicted model, not a curated record
UCGAACGCGCGCGCGGCGGCGGAUCACGUGUCUCGGCCAUUCACUCCGAUCCUGAGACACGGUACCGUUUUCUUUUUUUUUUUUUCUCUCCUUAACGCGCUGACGUAACAAUGUUACAGUGAAAGGAAACGUGUGUUUUUUCCCUCUCUUUUCUGUCCCGCUUUACGGUUUAUAUGGAAAAAAGGAAUCUCGAUUAACGUGCAGUCGGCAGGGGGCACGCGCACAAUAACACACUUUUCGUAAUCAUCACUUGAGGAUUUUCCCCCCCACGUUUUUCAUUUAUUUAUUUAUUUAUUUCGUACGGAGGGGUCAGAGCCCGUUUGUGGGAAUUUUCUUUAUAUUAUUAUUAUUGUUGCUAUUAUUGCGAUUGUUAUUUUGAAGAAGCAGGGACGUCGCCUGUGUGUGUCCGUCCUCAUGCCGCCGGAGCGCGCCGAUCCGUGCCGAGCAGCGCUGAGCGAGGACUGAGCAGCGAGCGCCGAGCGAGCCGAGGACCCCAGGACCCCGCGCCCAGGAGCCUCAGCCUGCGAGCCGCCAUCCGCGAUCCGUCCGUCGCCCCUCGCCUCGGCCCUCCAGCCAGUGCGAGCUCUCCGGCGCUGCCCGCCGCGGAACCCGCGAACAUGGCGGCGGCGGCGGCUCCCGUCUAUUGCAUCUGCAGACAGCCGUACGACGUCAGCCAGUUCAUGAUCGAGUGCGACGCCUGCAAGGACUGGUUCCACGGCAGCUGCGUUGGGGUGGAUGAGGAUGAGGCUCCAGACAUCGAUAUCUACCACUGUCCCAACUGCGAGAAAACUCACGGCAAAUCCACCUUGAAAAAGAAGAAGAACUGGAAUAAGCAGGAUACCGGGCAGAGCACAGACGUCAAACCUGUCCAGAAUGGCAGCCAGGUGUUCAUCAAAGAGCUUCGAAGCCGGACCUUCCCCAGCUCUGAUGAGGUGGUCGUGAAGCUGAGCGGAAGCCAGCUGACAGUGGAGCACCUGGAGGAGAACGGCUUCACGGAGCCGAUUCUGGUGCUGAAGAAAGACGGCCUCGGGAUGACCGUGCCCGCGCCCACCUUCUACGUUAGUGAUGUGGAGAACUACGUCGGCCCAGACGUUGCUGUGGAUGUCGUCGACGUCACCAAACAAACCGACAGCAAGAUGAAGCUCAAGGACUUUGUCGAUUACUACUACAGCACAAACAGGAAGCGAGUGUUAAAUGUGAUAAACCUCGAGUUUUCAGACACAAGGAUGGCCAGCCUCGUGGAGAGCCCUGAGAUCGUGCGCAAGCUCUCCUGGGUGGAGAACUACUGGCCUGACGACGCCUUGCUGGGGAAGCCUCGGGUCACCAAGUACUGUCUGAUCUGUGUGAAGGACAGCUACACGGACUUCCACAUCGAGUGCGGUGGCGCCUCCGUCUGGUACCAUGUGCUCAAAGGAGAGAAAAUCUUCUUCUUGAUCAAGCCCACGUCCGCCAACAUGUCGCUGUACGAGCGCUGGAGGUCUUCGUCCAACCACAGCGAGAUGUUCUUCGCCGACCAGGUGGACAAGUGUUACAAAUGCACUCUGAAGCAGGGCCAGACGCUGCUCAUCCCGUCCGGGUGGAUAUAUGCGGUUCUGACCCCCGUCGACGGUCUGGCCUUUUCUGGCCAUUUCGUCCACAGCCUGAGUGUGGAGAUGCAGAUGAGAGCAUAUGAGGUGGAAAAACGGCUAAAAGUUGGCAGCCUCACUCCAUUUCCGAACUACGAAACGGCAUGCUGGUACGUGGGGCGGCAUCUGCUGGAGCGGUUUAAAGCCUUGCAUAAAGCAAAUAAACAGCCAGCCCCGUACCUGGUUCAUGGUGCCAAAAUCAUCAAUGGAGCCUUCCGAUCCUGGACAAAAAAACAGGCUCUUCUAGAACACGAAGAUGAACUUCCAGAAAAUAUGAAGCCAGCACAACUGAUUAAAGACCUCGCCAAAGAGAUCAGGAUUUCGGAGAAUGCAACGAAAGCCGUCAAGACGGAGCCCAGUUCCAAGGCAGCAGCCGAGGAGCCCCCGGCACCCCCGCCGGAGCCGGAGCAGGAGGAGCCCAUGUCCCCACCGCCCACCACUGCACCUCCGCAGGAGAAACCGUCCCGGAAGAAGACCCCCAAAUCGCCAAAACCACCGAAACCGCCUAGACCGCCCAAGCUCCCAAAGACCCCGAAGCCUCCAAAGACGACGAAAGCGAAGGACGACGACAAGAAGAAGGCCAAGAAGGCGAAAGACAGCGUCACGCCUGCGAAUGUCCCCGACACGCCCCCUGUCGAAUCUCAGACCAAGGAUGUCCCACCCAAGGUGGACCAGCCAAAGAAGGGAAAGGUUGUGAAGAAUGCACUGAGCGUACCAGAGAAGGAGGUCAGUAAGCAGAACAAUGUCGAUAAAUUUGAAAUCCGAGAGCAGAACAAGAGCAAAACUGAAGCAAAGUGGAAGUACAAGAACAGCAAACCAGAUUCACUGCUGAAAAUGGAGGAGGAGCACAAAUGGGAGAAAUCACUGCUGUCGGGAAACAAAGACAAAUUUGCUUUUUCGUUCUCUAAUAAAAAGUUACUCAGCUCCAAGGGCCUGAAACCGCAGAGCCACACGAGCGUGUUCGGCUCCCUGCAGAACCUCAAAGAGGACAAGGCCAAGGUGGUGAGAGACGAGUACGAGUACGUUUCCGAUGAAGGGGAGCUGAAGAUCGACGAGUUUCCCAUCCGGAGGAAAAAGAACGCGGCGAAGAGGGACCUCUCGUUUCUAUCAAGUAUUAAAGAACCCGUCCAGCAGUCUAAGAAACCAAAGCUUCAGCCCGCCGUCCCCAAGAAGGCUGAUUCAUCAGACGAAGAGUCACUGCGCAUAGACACAGAGGCCAAAGUGGAGGUGAAAGGUCGCAACUCAAAGGUCAAGAAGGAGAGUGCGAGUGCAACGGGGAUCCUGGACUUAUUACAGGCGAGCAAGCAAGUAGGCGGGAUUGACUACAGUACCAACAGUCAGCCACCUGCAUCCCCCAGCACCCAGGAGGCCAUCCAGGGCAUGCUGUCCAUGGCCAACCUGGCCUCCUCAGAGCCAUGCCCGCAGCAGCCCUGGGCCAACAGCCAGGCGAGGAACAACUCGCACGGAACGCCACCCGGGAGGAAGACGGCCGGGGGGAACAGCAAACCGGCGCCCAAGCGCCUCCCCAAGAAGACCCAGAAGGCAGUCGAUGUGGACAGCGUGGACAUGUUCGACGACGACCAGGACCACCUUGACGCCUGCUUUAAAGACUCCGACUACGUGUACCCAUCCCUGGAGUCGGAAGAAGAUCACCCGAUUUUCAAAUCGAGGUCCAAGAAGAGGAAAAGUUCGGACGACACUCCGUACAGCCCAACCGCUCGGGUGGGACCAUCCGUCCCCCGGCAGGAGAGACCGGCCCGAGAGGGGGCCCGAGUGCCCUCCAUCGAGACGGGGCUGGCGGCCGCGGCAGCCAAACUGUCCCACCAGGAGGAGCAGAAGAUCAAGAAGAAGAAGAAAAGCACCAAGAAGAAGUCGCCGCCGCCAGCAGAGGAAGCGCAGCAGGCUUCGCAGGGGAGCGGCUCCCUGGAGCCGCACCCGGACGCCCAGGACGGCAGCCUGGCGGACCACGAGUACACCACGGGGACUGGCAAGAGCACGGGCGGGUCGCAGCCCAUGGCGCCAGGAGUGUUCCUCACGCAACGGAGACCCUCCACCUCGUCACCUAGCAACACCACGGCCAAGAGCGACCGCGGCCUGACGGCAGACGCCAAAGCCAAGCGGCUAAAGAAAGGCAUGGCCACGGCCAAACAGAGACUGGGCAAGAUCCUCAAGAUUCACCGGAACGGGAAGCUCCUUCUGUGACGGACGGCGAGAGACAGGUCGUCUCCCGCGAUGCCCUGGGCCGCGUCCCGCUCGGACGUCCGUCCCGGCCCAACAUGCACAACGGCAGCGGA